AUGGGAAAUAUCCAAUUCAAGUUCACACAUCCCACGGCUGGCCCUUCCAAGCUACUCCUGCCCAACCCUGAACUCACCACAGUCAUCAUGGGUGAGAACAUUGACUUCAGACCCCCAUUGUACACAUUAGUUGGGCAUGAGGAUGAUUUGCGAGAAGAGGAGCCUGAACUCGAUCGAGCUGAGGAUCGAGAGUAUGAGGCUCCAAGGAUGAACCCCUCUGUUGUGGCUGCUCACAAGAGGAUUGGACUUCUCCAAAAGCUCAACAAGUGGCAAGGGAAGGCCAUAGAGAAAAUGCAAAAGUCCAUGGACAAAAUGGUGAGCAAGAUUAAGAGUUUGGAGAAGAAGGUCUCUGGUUCUUCAUCCAAGAAGAAGAAGACUCCCAUAGCUUCUACAUUCCCUAGGAGUCGAUCUCUUCUCACCACGCCAAGGAGACUCCCUGCCCAAGAGCCUCACAGAGCCUCGUCAUUUGAACCAAGGGAAGGAGACAACACGCAGAGGAGGAGGAAGAGUUCCAAGGCCCGACGCUCUAACUCGACCAGUGGACUCGAUCGAGUCCAAACAGAGGAAACUCAACUCGGUCGAGCUGAUGGUCGAGUUGAUCUUGAGAGGUCAGAAUUCGAAAACCCUGGAUUUGGUACGAUCAGGCACCUUACCAGGACUACCCAUAUAGCCACUGGAACCCAUACGGCUGGUUUGAGCAACCCAAGCUCCACCAAGGCCAAGGAAGCCACACACGCUUUGAGGAAGAAGAAGAGGAGCCGCAAGCUCGAUCGAGCGGCAUAG
Messenger RNA from Microthlaspi erraticum, 783 nucleotides. NCBI's taxonomy places the organism in Eukaryota, Viridiplantae, Streptophyta, Magnoliopsida, Brassicales, Brassicaceae. The record is from the annotation of a GenBank genome assembly.